Molecule: messenger RNA, 1096 nt
Organism: Momordica charantia (bitter melon)
Lineage: Eukaryota; Viridiplantae; Streptophyta; Magnoliopsida; Cucurbitales; Cucurbitaceae
Product: ras-related protein RABD2c
Molecular function (GO): GTP binding; GTPase activity
Source: RefSeq, a predicted model, not a curated record
UCUCUCUCUCUCUCUCUCCAGUUCUACAAAUCUUUAUUUCACCUUCUCGCUUUGUCUUCAACUUUUAUCACUCUCUCCCUCUUCAAAUCUCUCAUCUCUGCCCUGUGGAUCGCAGACCGGUCUGAAUUUCCCUGGACCGGUUCAACUCCGGUUGAAAUUUCCCUCCUAGAUCACCAUUCGCCCAACAAUCAUGAAUCCUGAGUAUGACUACUUGUUCAAGCUCUUGCUUAUUGGAGACUCUGGAGUUGGCAAAUCAUGUCUUCUAUUGAGAUUUGCUGAUGACUCAUACCUGGAUAGUUAUAUUAGCACCAUUGGAGUUGAUUUUAAAAUACGCACUGUCGAGCAAGAUGGAAAGACAAUUAAACUUCAAAUUUGGGACACUGCAGGACAGGAGCGUUUUAGGACCAUCACUAGUAGCUACUACCGUGGAGCACAUGGCAUAAUAAUUGUUUAUGAUGUAACAGACCAGGAGAGUUUUGAGAAUGUUAAGCAAUGGUUAAACGAAAUUGACCGUUAUGCAAGCGAAAAUGUAAACAAGCUUCUAGUUGGCAAUAAGUGUGACCUCCCUAAUAAAGUAGUGUCAUAUGAAUCAGCAAAGGCAUUUGCUGAUGAGGUUGGGAUUCCAUUUAUGGAGACGAGUGCAAAAGAUGCAACCAAUGUCGAGCAGGCAUUCAUGGCCAUGACUGCCGACAUUAAGAACAGGAUGGCAAGUCAGCCAGCAAACAAUGCGAGGCCUCCGACAGUGCAGCUACAAGGGCAACCCGUUAACCAGAAGGGUGGAUGCUGCUCCUCUUAGUCGCUUCUACCGAUAUUCCAAGUAUGCACGGUGCGCAUAAUAUCAAGUGCGUUUGAAUCUCUUUCUCUAUGAAGUUUCCGAAUCCCAUGAAGACCUUUAAUUGUCACAAAAUGGCUUUCUGUAUUAUCAAAGCAGUGGUAUUCUUUCAUCUUUUUUCCAAUACUUGUUUUAAGCUGCUGUGGGGACCUUUUAAUUUAUAGGUAUAGUUCAAUCCACUGUCAGGUUAUUUGCCUCAUUAAUAUUUGUAUGACUUUAGACAGAAAAUAGUGGAGCUUAACAAUGCUCAGCUUUGUGGUGUCA